GCGCUUUGGCGUUGUGUUGGUAACGCUGCUCUCACGUCGCCCGCAGUCUACAGGUGGCUGCCGUAGUGGGUGUACCGUGGAAAGGGUAGCGCAGACUGCGCGCGAUUUUGAAACAUACCUUUGGCCUUUACAUGCUUGUAAAAUUUUGCUACUAUUCACGUAAAAAGAGUAAAUGUGUGUCAGAAAUUUAAAUCGUCCGCUUCAACGCCACAGUCUAAGAUCUUUUCCCCGGAAAAAAUAAUUUAAAGCACAGAAAAAAAUUGGCAAGGAGAAACGAGUCCCCAUUAUUAAAAAAAAUCUUAUAUUGAGCUUACGUUCUUUACGUAACGUAAACGGUAGUGCCCGUGUGGAGGAUAAGAAACAACCGAGUGCGUCACGCAGUGCAUUUUUCCGUGUGCCGCUACUGUUUUUCGGACGCUGCUGGCGUGAAGAGAGUUAAUUAAACAUCAUAGCGAGUGAACAGGCAGUUCCCAAGGAUUAAGUGGCUUGCUUAACUGUGUCGUGCUGUGUGGUGAACGGUGUGUAAGAACGAAAAAGUUUGGAAAAGCAAAAAUGGAAACAUAUCCAGGAGACAAAUCUUUCUACGAUGUCGGCGUGAACGACUUGAAGGAGCUUUGGGACUCCGACUUGGAAACGGGCAUGGACGUGUUCCGGGAGGCGGACGAUGCAGACUGGGGCUGCGGGCUGCUGGACGCGCGGCCCCACGUCGUGCUGUACGACCGCCUCAUGACGGACGCCGCGCUGGGCGCCGCGGGCGCGCCCAUCAAGAGCGAGCACUCCUACAGCCUCGCCUCCGACGGCGACCACGACGGCGCGGACGCCGACUCGCCGCCGGACUCGCCGCUCAGCCUCGACCGCGUCAUGGACGCGAUGGAGGGCGAGUGCUGGCCGCUGGCUGCGGGGUCCCGGCGUACGUCGCGGCCGCAGCCCACAUCUGCGGGGUCGGCGUCAGUGUCGGUGGGGUCGCCGGUGCUGGUGAAGGACGAGCCGCUGAGCGAGCCGCCAUCGCCCUCCGACUCGUGCCCACUGUCGCCGGGCUCCUCCGACCAGGACGUCGAUGUCGACGUCGACGUGGACGUCGACAUGGAGGCGGAGCAGGAGGCGGAGGCGGAGGCGGAGCACGUGCCCCAGGAGGCCCCCGCCGCCCCCGCGGUGCGCGACCACCACCAGCAGCAGCAGCAGCAGCCACAGAGCGCCGCCGUGCGGAGGGAGAUAAAGGCCGAGGGUGUCCGGACAAGUGGUCAGCAAAGCGUCCUGAAGCAACCCACCAUCCUGUUGGCGACACGUGGUACCAUCUUCGCACAGCAGAAAAUGGUCAUACCAAAGCUCAACAUCAAAGUUGAACCUAACACUUCAGGUUUCACACUGCCACCGACACCACCAUCCUCAACCACUAGCGACAGUGAAGGCAACGCAUCUCCAGGGCGCGAACCGACAUCCCCAGGAGUAGGUGUAGCAUGUGUGGGGGGCCGCGUGCAACGCUCCACCUCUGGCUCGACCACUCAGCAGCCUCGCCUCCUGCUUGCUGCCCCUGGCAGGCAGCCCAUCCAGACGCCACUCAUCAGCAACCAGCCAAAAGGGUCAACAGGAAUGUUGAUACUGACAGAGGAAGAGAAGAGAACACUUCUGGCUGAAGGAUACCCAAUCCCAACAAGACUUCCACUCACAAAAGCUGAGGAAAAGUCUCUAAAGAAGAUAAGGAGAAAAAUCAAGAAUAAGAUAUCCGCGCAAGAAAGUAGACGGAAAAAGAAAGAGUACAUGGAUGCACUAGAAAGGAAGGUGGAAAUACUCCAGAAUGAGAAUUCAGACUACAAGAAGAAGAUAGAGACACUAGAAGACAGCAAUGCUUCACUGUUAAGCCAGCUGCAGAAACUACAGGCCAUUGUAGCGAGAGGAGCGGCAGGAACUGUAGCUUCAAGGGCAGCAAGGAAUAGUGAUAGCUCUUCAUUUUUAACAUCACACCAGCAUUCUUCACGGAGCUCUAUGAAGUAGAGCCUUCACAAUAAUGCUGCUGUCUGGCGCAGUUAUGCUGUGUGUGUGUGAUUGGAAUGCGUUUGAAAGUCUGCCACAGUGUUCCAACCCAUUCAUCAUUUUAAAAGCUCACUGCUAGUCUUCCAUAUAUCAUCGGAAAGAAUAUUAGGAAAGUGUGUGAAAUAAUGUGAAGUGGAUUGUUGAAAUGUGAAUGCUUAUUACUUGUUAAGCAGUCUGAAAACUCAAAAUUAAAUUAGUAUUCCUAUGGAAGAAUAAAAUGUUUGAAUAUAAAAUGUACUGUAAGCUCUGCGCAGUGAGAUGUGGUAAAUUACAAUUUAAUUUUUUUAAUGACACAAUUUCUGUGCAGAAUGAACUUUACAAAUUAUAGAGAAAUGGAAGUUCUCAUUAUGUAAAUAACAUAUGCAUUAUCAUCCAUACAUAAAUAUGUACAUGUAACAUGAAUGAAAAAGAUGGAAAUUGUAAAUGCAAUCAUGCUCUAAUUUAUCACCAUUUCACUGUAAAGUCUGGAUUAUAAAGUUACGUCCAUUUCUUAUCAGACUACACCAAUCCCUGUUUGUUUGUCUCAGGGGCCAUUUAAAUAAAAGAUUGUUCAGCUAGGAAUGCAAAAUAUUUUUAUAAGACUUUAUUUCUAAGCAGUAGCAUGAUAUUUUUGUUCAGGGUAUGAUAAAUUAGAUGCAUGCCACUACAGCACAAGUGGUAAACUAUUCUCAAUGUAGAUUUUAAUUUGGCUCUAAUUUAAGGUGUGUCUCUUUGUGACAUUUGUUCUCUGAUGUCAUAAUUGUAGAUUUCUCAUUACCUACAUUAAAACUAAUUAAAUACUAUCAGUAUAGUAGCUGCAGGUUAAUUAACUUUGCAUCCAAGCUUUGAAUGUUCUCAUCUUAUCAGUCAGGAGCAAGGCUAGUGACUAAUGUUACUAUACUGAGUGUAUUUCAUAAAGGGAUGCUGCUGCUAGACACUUUGUGGCAAUUUAAAAGAAGUAACAUUAUGCUUAACUUGAACUAGUUACAUUCCAUUGAAUAAUUUAGAUUUGUAGUUGUAUUGGUGUCAUAACUGUGUUGUAAUGAAAGGUACAAAUGACUACAGUGUACAUUAAUAGUCAGUAUUUUUUGAAAAGAUGAUUUAUGUAUGAUUGUAUGAGUGUUGAAGAGUUUGGCUUGACAGAAAAAAACUGUACUUACAGUUUAUGUUGACUGAUGCAUAGGUGUUGAGACUCAUUUGGCUGUAUGUAAAAGCUUACACGUAACACAGUUUUAUGCAGACAGUUUUAGCUCCUUUGACCAUAUUGGUUUAUUGUGAAGUUACUGCACAUUCAAUUCCCACAGCCUACAACUAUUAUUUUGGCUAUUUCUGCUGAAUGAAACUGUUUUUUAACUUCACUGUAACAUCGACAUGAUGAUAAAUAGGUGCAGUUUUAAUUUUUAUAACAUGCCUCAUAAAAAAUGAAAAGUUCUUUUAUAUAUGUACAUAUAAGCACAUUUAAAAGUACCCAGAAAUUUUUCUUGAGGAGUUGUAAUUCAGAAAAAAUAUCUGAAACUAAAUUACAAUUGUACUAGCAUUGUCAUCUUUUAAAAAUCAUGGCUACAUCCACACCAAGUCUUUAGAUGAAACAUGUAUCAGUUCCAGUCUUGAAGUCCUUAAUUUGUCCGCAAUAUACAGCAUAGUACUACACCACAGGUGAUUUUUAUAUCAGUUUAAAUAAACAAACUUUUAUCUCACACUUUUGAAUAACACAUUGUUCGAGUGUUGCAUUAUUGGUUUUUAUAGAACAGUGACAUUUAGAUUUUAUCAGAUACUUUGCAACACAGUGUGAACUAUUUUUAUUUUUGAAGGUAUUGAAAAGCAUCUUAAAUUGAAGUUCCUUUUAAAAAUAACAUUUGU
Molecule: messenger RNA, 3870 nt
Organism: Schistocerca gregaria
Lineage: Eukaryota; Metazoa; Arthropoda; Insecta; Orthoptera; Acrididae
Product: cyclic AMP response element-binding protein A-like
Exons: 9
Coding region: 553-1992 (479 amino acids)
Biological process (GO): regulation of transcription by RNA polymerase II
Molecular function (GO): DNA-binding transcription factor activity, RNA polymerase II-specific; cAMP response element binding
Source: RefSeq, a predicted model, not a curated record